Messenger RNA from Striga asiatica, 1416 nucleotides. The record is from the annotation of a GenBank genome assembly. NCBI's taxonomy places the organism in Eukaryota, Viridiplantae, Streptophyta, Magnoliopsida, Lamiales, Orobanchaceae.
GAGAGAGAGAGAGAGAGAAAGAGGGUUGAAAACAUGCUCGAAAGCAGAACACCUCUGAGGAGCAGAGGAUUCUAUGUGAAGAUGAAGCUUUUGCACAACACGAGGAACAGCAAAAAUCACCCGGAAAAUAAAACUUUUUGCAGCAGAUAUUUCAAAUGGGUCCUCUGGUUUUUAACCUCUCUUUAUUUCUUCUCGUCUUUCAUCAUCACCCAUGGCAAUCAAAAUAAUAAUAAUGGUAAUAAGCCCAGUAUUGCCUUUUUCCCAAGAACCGCCUUUUCCCAUUCAAAAGCAUCCCGUGCCCUCAUUGAAGAAUCCUCUUAUGUCUCUCCCAAUAAUCCCAAAGAGUAUUUCAAAGGGAUGAAAGUGUACGUGUACGAUUUGCCAUCGAAAUACAACGAGGAUUGGCUGACGAACGAGCGUUGUAGCACGCAUUUGUUCGCUUCGGAAGUUGCUUUCCAUAGGGCGCUGUUGACGAGUGAUGUGAGGACGUUUGACCCUUGGGAGGCUGACUUUUUCUUCGUCCCCGUCUACGUGUCAUGCAAUUUCAGCAAGGUCAACGGCUUUCCGGCCAUCGGCCAUGCUCGCUCUCUUAUGGCGUCAGCCGUCCGCCACGUCUCGUCCCAGCUGCCGUUCUGGAACCGCAGCCUCGGCUCUGACCAUGUUUUCGUCGCGUCUCAUGAUUUCGGUUCUUGCUUUCACACCAUGGAGGAUGUGGCGGUGGCUGAUGGGGUGCCGGAAUUUUUGAGAAAUUCGAUAAUUUUGCAAACGUUUGGCGUGAAUUACAAGCACCCGUGUCAGGAGGUGGAGAAUGUCGUGAUACCCCCGUACGUCUCGCCGGAAAGCGUACGCGCUACCUUGGAGAAGUCGCCGCUCACCGGCCGCCGGGACAUUUUCGCGUUUUUCCGGGGUAAAAUGGAGGUUCACCCCAAGAAUGUCAGCGGUCGUUUCUACAGCAACGACCGGAGAUUCUACCUGCGGCGGCACAGGUUCGUCGGGUACCAGUCGGAAAUGGUAAGGUCAAAGUUCUGCUUGUGCCCUUUGGGGUGGGCCCCAUGGAGCCCAAGGGUUGUGGAGUCUGUGGCCCUGGGCUGCGUCCCCGUCAUCAUCGCCGACGGCAUCCGGCUGCCCUUCCCGACCACCGUGCCCUGGCCGGAUAUUUCGCUGACGGUGGCGGAGUCCGACGUGGACCGGCUCGGCGAGGUUCUCGCCCACGUGGCCGCCACGAACCUGACUGACAUACAGAGGAACCUUUGGGAGGCGCGCGUGAGGCGGGCCCUGCUCUUCCACGAAGCCGUGCUGGAGGGCGACGCCACGUGGCAGACCCUCGCCGCCCUCGCGGAGAAGCUGGGGCGGUCCCACCGGCGGUCGAGGGUUUGGGACGAGGACGUCCACGUGGCGACGUCGAUUGAUGAGUAA